AUGGUUCAACUACUUGCGGCCCCAGCUCUGUCCCCGAGCGGCAAUGCCAUGCUCGAGGCGAGCAACGACAGAUCUGAAAAUAUGGUCACGUCGAGGGAGGAGCACGCCCAGAGAGCACGAGAGCUCAUGGUCAAGAGGGGCAUGAUGAGGACGCCCAGGCGGGGAUUCUCCCUGACCGACCACCAGGCCCAGCAGAAUGAAGGGCCGCAUUACUUCCACGCCGCGGUGCCUGCGACGGUUGAUCGCAUCCCGGAGCACGCGGCCGUGCCCUCUCCUCAGCCCGUAUCAAAGCACAUGCCGCCUCCCCAGCGGCCCAAGCUGCCUCCUCCUCGUCGGUCGUACUCUGUGACGGACAAGGAGCCCGAGCCGGCCAACCAGCCACGACCAUCUGAACGCCUCACUCUGCUCGAUCUCCCCUCCGAGCUGCAUUAUGCCAUCUUCGACUUCCUCGACCCCAUCGACGGCGCGUGCUUCGGCCUGGCGCACUCCAAGCUGUACGACAUCCACAAGCGCAAGAACGGCAUCGUCCCGCUGUCCAGCCGAUACUCGGGCCCCAACGACAUCGAGUGGGCGUGGCGCGGCGCAGGACCCCUCGUGCACCCUCACUCCAAGCCCGAGGCCACCAGCGAGAACGAGCUGGAGCGCCUCCGCGUCAAGGGCCAGGUCUACUGUCGCAAGUGCGGCAUCUCGCGCUGCGAACUCCACAGGCACCUCAGGGACUGGUUCGGCAAGGGGUACGAGUACUGCGAGAUCAAGGAGAUGUACGGCCCGCCUGCCGGGCCCAACGCCAGGGGAUACUGCUUCAUGAAGUCGCCCAAGAAGCCUCAUUCGUGUGGACGUCAUGGAGCGAAGAAGGUAGUGGCAUAA
Molecule: messenger RNA, 867 nt
Organism: Trichoderma breve
Lineage: Eukaryota; Fungi; Ascomycota; Sordariomycetes; Hypocreales; Hypocreaceae
Exons: 1
Coding region: 1-867 (288 amino acids)
Source: RefSeq, a predicted model, not a curated record